Molecule: messenger RNA, 1666 nt
Organism: Scleropages formosus (Asian bonytongue)
Lineage: Eukaryota; Metazoa; Chordata; Actinopteri; Osteoglossiformes; Osteoglossidae
Gene: tifa
Product: TRAF interacting protein with forkhead associated domain
Exons: 2
Coding region: 192-773 (193 amino acids)
Biological process (GO): positive regulation of canonical NF-kappaB signal transduction
Molecular function (GO): protein binding
Source: RefSeq, a predicted model, not a curated record
AGCGCCGCUCUGCGCCUCCCUCGAGAGCGAGGUGUUCGCCAGCGCGAGGCGCGCGUCAGGCAAAUCCGCUCUCCGCUUGGUUUUCGCUGCAGUGCGAGCGCUCGCCAGUCUUCUGGACGGCAACUUAAGACGCUUGAAAAAACAAGUGAAAUUUAAGGAAGCAGAAGUAAGACAGUGGUUGCUGGUCCACCAUGGAUGUUUCUCAGACUGCUAACACCGAGGAGCUGAGGACAUGUUUGCACAUCAGGCUGUUCAACCCUCAGCAGGUCAUCCGGUCACUGUACCACUGUCUACCGCUGGACCGACGGCACGUGCACCCGGCCGAGGAUCCCUUGCGGUUCGGCCGCGAUGCUCAGGCCUGCACCUUUGCCCUGGCCGACCCUCGCGUCUCCCGCAAGCAGCUGAGUCUGCAGGCAUUCCGCACUUCCCGCAGCUCUGAGCUGCUAUUUGUGGUGCAGAACCUCAGCCGGACAGGGCGCCUGUCUGUUAAUGGCGCUGAGCUGCUCUACCUGGAGCGAGCCGAGCUGCCAGACAAGGCGCUGCUUCGCUUCGGGCAGUAUGAGCUGGUGAUCUGGCAGCAGCCUGGAGAUGCGGGAGACAGCUUUGAAGUGGAGUUUGAGGUGGCACGGGGGUCCCCCUGCCAGGAGAUGGGACAGGGGGUGCCUUGCAGGACCCCAGUGAUGGAUAGUGGGCUCCUGGUGUCCCAGUGUCCUGUUUCCAUUGACCAUAGUCAGGGCCCCUUAGAGAUGGACGAGCGGAUUUCCUUACCCUGAAGGUCAGCUGAGGUUAAAGCAGUGCGUUUUCAGAUCGAAGGCAGUACGUCGGCAGUAACGUCACCAAGCGCUUAUUACCGAUGGCUUUCUAUCACAGCAGCAGAAUUUAUUCUCGUCAUGGAACUUAUUGGGUGAUCCAAGUAUAUUGGUGUUUUAAAGUGAAAGUCACUAAAACGUUGAGGUACAGCUGUUUCUGAUCCUGUGUAAUGCUGUUGUGUAAAAGAUGUUAGACCCUAAAGGAAUGCUCACAGACUAGAUAUUCUUAACGAUGACCUUAAACACUAUUUUAAAGACAAUAGUGCCUUGAUGCUACAGGAGAUAUGAAAAGUCAUAGUUUUAGUCUGUGUGGGUCAUUUGUACUGUACAACAGCAUUUUUUUACCUACAGAAAAUGUGAACAUUCUUUUACAUUAAUAUUGUACUUUUAUUACAGUAUUACUACUCUGCGAUAUAUGGAUAUCAAAUUUUAAAACAUUUCUUUGUGAAGGGGAAUAAUUUAGAGUAAAUGCCUAUGCCUGCCUGUAUAUAUGACUGUUUACAAGUGUAUAAAUACAUACAGUGCUUAUUUCACUAUGCAGUGGAAAUAGUCAGCAUUUAAAACAUAUAUAAAAAAAGCAAUUUUACAAUGCAAUUACAGAAUUUCCACUGUGGAAUGAUGUUACACAUGUGCCUUCCAGCAACAGUACAGUAUAUCAGCAUAGUGCUUCUGUGAUUCACAGGUACUGUAGCCUUUCCUUGUAAUAGAAAUGAGCAGUGUACUCAACCCCAACAGUUAUGGUCGAUUUAUGUUCCGGAGCCGAAAUUACUACACACAGCAGGUAAACAAGCUAGUAAAGGAUAACGCUCUGAAAUCAGAACAAUUUUAAAUUUAUUUAGGAAACAUGCCGAAAAAAA